Messenger RNA from Cercospora beticola, 2246 nucleotides. RefSeq lists its product as uncharacterized. Gene Ontology annotation, cellular component: nucleus. NCBI's taxonomy places the organism in Eukaryota, Fungi, Ascomycota, Dothideomycetes, Mycosphaerellales, Mycosphaerellaceae. Gene Ontology annotation, biological process: regulation of transcription by RNA polymerase II. The record is from RefSeq and is a predicted model, not a curated record.
AAUUCAAGCUCCAGUUCUUGGUCAGCAGCAUUUCGCUGUCCUCUAUACUAUCAUCGCAGUCGCGCUUUGCUCCUGCGCACAGAAACAUUCACCAACCAGCUCAUCUUCGCCAUUCCGGGCUCGCGAUCUGCUGCGCCCACGCCAAGAACGCGUAAGCAACUCUUACUCGACCGACAAUUAUAACAAACGUCGAUUAUUUCGGAGCCCCGCUCUUGUUCCAUGUGCUGAACCAUCGACCAUGGCGACCUUUGCCGAGUACCCUGCACACAUGAUGGCUUCCAACGACUUCACCCUAUACCCCGAACCAGAGAGUUGGACUCAGGAACAGUCGUAUCUACCUACAGCAUCCUAUGCCGAACGAUCCUACCUGAAUGCGACAGCUUUCGAGCACUUCCAGUCACAUCCUAGCUUUGCCUCUUACAACCAGUUCGAUUACGAGCGACAAGCCGCGCAAACUAAAUCCCAAUACUGUUCGCCUGCACAAUCCGCUUCGCAUUCGAUCGAUCACACGAAUCCGCCCCAUUUCUCGACGACCUCGGACUCUGGGCACAGCACAAUCUCAUCAGCGAUGGCCUCUCCAUCAGCGAACGCCCAGCCCAGUGAAUGGAAUUCGAGCAUGAAUUUGUUCCCAGACAUUGUUCGGCAGCAUGAUGAUACUGUUUUCACGACCGGUUAUGACUACGAGACGAUGACUGUGACGGAUAAGGGAUGUGUAGAUCCGUCGCUGAUCCACCCUUUCUCUCCCCAAGUUGGCGCGCAAUACUCGUUAUCAGGACUUGCUGUGCAAUCUCCGCAAGCAAUCGCUCUCCAACACAACUCCCCACUGCCUGCACGAGUAUCGCUACAUGGCGAUCGUUCCGGGUCAGCGAAGCCACAAUCACCCCCUCAGACAUGGCAACCAUAUCCACAGCAGCACGGACGCAGACCUUCUGUGUCCUCCGUACACUCUCGACAAAGUCAACGUUCGCACACAUCAGAAGAAUCCAACAAGGGCAUGUGCCCUAUCGCAACUUGCGGCAGACACGUGAAGGACUUGAAAGCACAUAUGCUCACCCAUCAACAAGAACGACCCGAGAAGUGCCCGAUCCCAACUUGCGAAUAUUACGUCAAAGGCUUCGCCCGCAAAUACGACAAGAACCGACACACUCUGACGCACUACAAGGGGACGAUGGUCUGUGGUUUCUGCCCCGGCAGUGGAAGCGCGGCGGAGAAAAGUUUCAACCGAGCAGAUGUUUUCAAGAGACAUCUGACAUCAGUGCAUGGCGUUGAGCAAACCCCGCCCAACGCGCGGAGGAAGAGUCCUUCAUCGACAAGCAAGAAAUCCGGCACAUCAUCACGAGAAUCCUCAGGCAUGUGCUCAACAUGCGGCAACAAUUUCGCCAACGCCCAGGACUUUUACGAGCAUCUUGACGAUUGUGUUUUGCGCGUGGUCCAGCAGGCUGAACCAAGCGAAGCGAACAACGAAAAGCUACUCACAGAAAUAUCACAAGAUAAAGACUGCCAAUCGACACUGGAAAGGCAUAAUCUUCCGAUUGAAGUCGAUCUCACCGUAUCGACCAAUUACGACCAGGACGAAGAACUUGAUGACGACUGUGACGAAGACGACGCAAACGAUGGCACAUACGGGAAACGGACCGGAAAAGUCGCAAAGCGUGUAGGGAAAAAUGGCGCAAUAGUAAAAUCCGGUCCCAGAAAAGGCUUGACACUUUCGAAGAACGGUGUCGCACUCGCUGGCGCCAUGACAGGAAAGGGAUCCAAGCGAAGGAAAAAUUAUCCUUUGUCGUGGGGCGCUGCUCCUGAUAAGAUGAAGAUGAAGAAGCGAGUCCUCUGCGUUUAUGAUGGUCAACGACGGUUAUGGAAAGAUGAUAUGAUGCUUGAUGCAGAGCAUGAGGUUCGGAUUCCGCUUAACAGUGAUGAUCCGAGGGGGCCUUAUGUUACGGAUUUGGAUGUUUUGACGCUGCGAAGAGCGGAGGGGGUGUUGAAUGCUACGGAGGAAGAGAAGGGUCCUUGGGAGGAUGAGGAGGCACUUCAACGACUUAUGGAUUCAUGAAUGAGCUGGGCUCGCGAUUGAUGAGCGAUUUUACUGUUGAUGGUGUUUUGCAUAGCGAAUGAGACCCCGCAGAAUCUUUGGGAGAUUUCUGGCGAGAUGUUUGGCAAGGAUACAGCUUCUCUGUUACUUCUAGGAUGAGAUGUCUGGAGUGAUGCUGUAAUGAUGCAGCUUUGAACCAAGCCAACUUUUCGUUGCA